This is a messenger RNA of Zychaea mexicana, 2748 nucleotides long. RefSeq lists its product as uncharacterized. The record is from RefSeq and is a predicted model, not a curated record. Gene Ontology annotation, molecular function: protein binding. Bases 1 to 2748 code for a protein of 915 amino acids. NCBI's taxonomy places the organism in Eukaryota, Fungi, Mucoromycota, Mucoromycetes, Mucorales, Lichtheimiaceae. The transcript is spliced from 4 exons.
AUGUCACGCACUACAGCGUCUGAUACUUCAUCGGCGUCGCGUUCGCAUGUAUUCCCAUUUCGCUCACGCACAGCGCCAGAACCAGCCACUCCUGAAUCCUCCUCCUCGCCAACUACCACCAACAACGGCAGCAGUAACUACCGUCAUCCUCGAACGCCCAAACCUAGGAAGCUGAACUCCCUAUUUCGAUUCAAUAAGGACGAAUCCGGAGACUACAAUCAAAGCCGGCAACCAAGCACUCCGACCGUUCAAGGUAAUCGUCGAGCACAGUCGAAUUCAUCGGUGAACGAAGACGAAGACGAAGAUGAUUACUCGGAUAGUGGGACAGUGCAGCCCGGUCCAGGCCGCUAUACUCUUCGGGUGAUCAACCCUGAUCCUGUGUCAUCUUCAGACGAAGAAGACGAGGAAGAACAAGAAAAAAGUGAUACGACCACGCAAGUGCCACCAACUUCCACACAAAACCAUCAUGUAACCCAGCAACAGCCAACACAACCUGUCGAGAAUGGGGGUGUAGCAACGUCAGCGACGCUAUUGCCACCAGCUCAAGACGACGAUCUCUCCUCUACAAAGCUGGAAAUCAGCCAACCUCUGCCGCCAAUACCACCAGCAUCACAACACGAUCGCCAUGUCAAAGCUAAAUCAUCCAUGCAGUUCGUUACUUCGUUCCUGUCUACUGCACCAUCACCAACCGCAUCGUCAUUGUCGUUGAACAGUAGCAAUCGCGGUAGUACUGCAGGUGCAGGAGGCUCUAUCAGCGAUUCAAAAAGCCAAACAGAGCUUGUUCGGAGGCAGUCAAAAACACUGCAUGAACAGGGUAAGGUCGAACUGCUUCCACCUUUGGACUUGCACCCUAUGGACUGGACGAUUCCAUCGGUUGAGACUCAACGCAAGUCAUAUCCACGGGUAGUUUUGGGUCCUGCGACGUUGGCUGAGGAGGUGAACGAAGAACAACAAGAGGACGAUAACAACAACAACAAUAACAGCAGCAGCAGCAAGGGUGUGCUUGAGGAAAGUGGAUUGCUCGUGGCUUCGCCUGCAACACUCACACCUCAAGCAACGCCCAUCGAGUCUGGAAGCCGCCGACACAGUGGCACGAGCACCAACAAAUUUAUGCCGCCGCCACCUCAGCCACUCUUUGCAGUAGCCAACAAUGACAGAACUUUCGGCUUAGCUCAUUUGCCUGAAAGCACUCGCAAACAGCCGUCGCCGAGUAUUAACGACAGCGGUAUUCUACCGUCCUCAAUGUUUGGUAAAAGAUCCAUAGCUACGACUGCCAACGAAAGUGUCCUGACCUCCACAAUGACACGUGCUCCCCAAUCAAAAUAUAGCAAAGCAUCGUAUAGCUUGACCAACAGCCGCGAAAACCUCAAGCUCUAUCGAGAAAUGGCUGAAAAAACGAAUAAUAAGGAAGUCCAGCUCAGCUACGCCAACUAUCUACUAGAAAUCGCGCAGCUCUACGAUACCAAGCAUAACAAUCAGCAGCAGCAGCAACAACAACAACAACAACAACAGCAGCAGCAAAAGGGACAUCAUCGUGGCGCAGCUUCCCUCAGUCUAAAUACGGGUCGACGUCAGAGUCGCGAUUCCUCUAUUUCGAUCGACGGUCGACUAAACGAUAUGAUGAAGCGUGGACGUGCUAGCCUGAAUGGUCCAAUCCGGAACAUCCGACCCAUUCUUUCUUUGGAUAGUGACAAUUCGAUGGACAAUAAGGAAAAGAAGCGAGUACUAGAAGAAGAAGGUGUGCGAUGGAUCAAGCGGCUAGCCAAAGAAGAUGUGGGCGAGGCAGCAUUUAUAUUGGCAACGUGGAUGGAUGAGGAAAAAUACGGAUGUCGACCAAACCCGAUGAAAUCGUUCAAACUCUAUGAAGUUGCUGCGCGUUCUGGAAAAGCUGAGGCCAUGUUUGCCGUUGCACGAUAUCACGAGCGGGAUGGGAAUCACACCGAAGCCCUAGCUAAUUACAAGGCUGCUGCAGAAAAGGGCCUAGUGGCCGCUGUUCAUCGACUGGCCCAAGUCCACCUCCAUGGCGAACUCUCUCAACGUCAAAACAUGAUUACUGGGUUAGCGGUCCUUGCGCAAGCGGCAGAAAACGCCAACGAAUCCUAUGCGGAGCCGAUAUGCGUGUUUGCACAAGUACUCGCCAAUAUAUAUACUCGUGCCGAUAUACCUGCAGAGCUAGUCCAGCCAUACGGCGGUGCUAAUGCAGCAAAGGAAUGGUUUGAACGCGGUGCAGAGCUAGGUCAUGCCAAAUGUCACAGUCAUCUAGGAAACCUGUAUGAACAUGGUCUGUUUGGCGUUCCAAUUGAUAUGCGUAAGAGCUUCCGCUACUAUGAAUUCGCAGCGCAACACGACGAGCCUGAAGGUAUGCUGGGCUUAAGUCGACUCUAUAACGCGGAUCGCCAUGGCCCUGAUGAUACGGACGAUCGAGCGGAACACGACGUAUCCCAGUGGUUAGCAGAACUCGGCCGUAACGAAGAUGCGUCAUACCAUUGGUGCUCAAAGGCAGCUGAGCACGGACUUGAUGAGGCCCUGUUUUUGCUAGGAUAUUAUAACGAAAUGGGAUUUGGUACACCGAGAGACUACAAUCGUGCACAAACAUACUAUCGACGUGCAGCUGCAAAAGGCCAUCAUGGUGCGUCCGAACGACUGCAGUCAAAUAGUUUCACAUCAAGGCAACAUGAAAGUGCCAGCGGGACUUCGCACCGUGGGCUACAAGAGGGUCGCAAAGAUCAAGCAUGCACGAUCAUGUAA